GUGUCUUAACUCGACACCAUCCCUUCGUCAUACUUCCAUCCGCCUCAUCUCGUCUUCAUCUAAGCUUCUCGCACGCUUGACCGUGCAAAAGACAUCAUGUCGCUGGAGAAUCUAAUGAAUCCAAAGCCGGCAACGCCUCCAGACGCGCAGAAGUUCGAUGACGUGCUCAAGGACCAAAAGAUUCCCUUGCGGUCAUGGCGCAAGAAGUAUCGCAAAAUGAAGCUCAACUUCGACAAAGUCAUGGACGAGAGCAACACCUUGUUCAGAGAUUGCCAUAAACUCGAGGCCCAGGCCAAGCGGCUGCAGGAAGAGAACGACCAGCAUCUAGAAACAUUAUUGCAUCUGAAUGAGACUGCACGAAUGUAUCCCAGGUACGAUUUGGGCGAUCCACAUGAAGAUGUCGUCGCCGUCCCCAGCGCAGACGCCGUACCGCCGUUGGAUCCCGAUACACCUCGCUCGCUGGCUAUGCUUCUGAACGUGCCGCACACCACCCCCUCCUCUGCUCCCCCUAGCACCUGGCCCAGUGACAUGACAGGCGAUGCACCGCCGGGCUACCUCACGACAGCAUACGAGGAGGAGUAUGUAACGAAUCUCGACGCACAGCUUGGAGUUGCGGAUAGUCUUGACGACGGAUGGCGCCUUCCUCAGCUGCCUCGCUCGCGCAUCUUACCCCCGGAGAAGGAGCUACUCAACGCCAACCCUAUGUCCGUUCUUUCCUGGUUACGACGUUACCACCCGGAGACCUUCAUACAAGAAAAGGAAGCUGCCGCCGAAAAGGCCGGCAAGGGCAAAGGUGGUGCCUCAGCGUCGGGCGGCACGUCUGGUGGCAAACGCUCGUCCCUUGCCACAAUCACAAGCAUGGCCAACGAUAAAGGGACGCCAAAUCCGCGCGACGAUGCUGACGACGCUGAUGAUGACUGGGUUGCGGAGGAGAGGACAAGUGGGAGAGGUAAGAGGUCGAAGGAUGACGAAGCAUAUAGGCCCAAAGGGGGCUCCUCGCGACCGACCAAGAGGAAGAGGGACGAAGGAGAAAAGUCGGGGAGGAACAAGCGUGUCAAAGGUGGAGCUGCUGCUGCUGCGGCGGCGGCGGCGGCGGCUUCAUCAACUCCAGGCUGAGAGGUGUUCGAUAAUCAGGCAGCGUGGCUAAGGUCGACGCGCAAAAAGCAGAAGCCGGGGCAAACACCCAAGCUGACGCUCGAGACACAGUCCAAUCUGCAGCCUUGUAGAUCUUUCAAGGGGACCUUCACGUCGAUAGCUUCACGCGAUCUCAAGCAGAGGCACAGUCGGGGUCCUUGACCGAAGACGAUAUUGGGACUCGGGUUCCAACAGGCAGCAGACGUAGAGGCUUCAUCGUUAGGCUUGUGCGCAACGCUGCUGCCCGCAGAAGGAUUCUAUUCUUCCCUAUCCCAAAUCGAACGCCUCUUCAACGGGUGCUAGAACUCGCACAUCCGGCCCUCGUUCAAGAAGGCCAACUUCCGCUAUCCGAUCCACGAAAGCCUCGCACACUAACCCAUGUGCUCGUCCAAUUGCUUGUGGUUCAACCGCGUAUGUGAACUGUCACGAGAAACGCUGCCGAUGGGCGGACAGCCCCGAGGAAUCGCGUAGUUUUGCCGAGCUUGUGCAACUGACUAGGCGCUUUUCUGUCCAAAAAGCACGACUUCCCGGUUCACGUAUGACGGCAGAUGAGACGCUGGCUAUCCUUCAGCGGAUGGCUGAACGGCCAUUAUCCAGUUUCGCUUUACCUUUAUCACAGAUAUCUACGCCCGGAGAGGAAUACAGCAAGACAAUAGAGUUGAAAUGGCCGGCCAAGACCGCCCAACGGUCAUACUGUGCAACCAAGGAAAAGUCUUCCUCAAUUGAAAUUACACUCAUCGCCUACGUUUACUCAAUCAGCGCCCCCGCAGAAGCACCCCCACACGUGACUGAAUUUCUGCCUCCGAUUCUCAUCGAUCCCCUGAAGCCCCCUUCCUUUCUUCCAUCUCGCUAUUCGCAGUGCAACCUCCAAAUUCCUCUUCAGAGAUCUAAUUAUCGCAUGGAAGCUCCUCGUACCGGGCUUGAUGUUCCAGACUACCGACUCACGUCAGCCAUCGCUUAAGCGCAGGAGGUCUUCAACGGGCCACGAUGCUUGCAGUCUCUAUACUAAUGGGCCCGUCGCGCCACAGAGCAUGUCGCUCUCAUGGCCGCACUGAUCUUUUUCAGCAUCGGCCAAGCAGACGAACGGCUAUACCGGCUGUUCCGCCACGAACUGCUGCGUUCUUGAGAAAUCCUCAGCAAUUCUAUAUCGGCCGAAGAGAUAGCCUUCAUAUGCAGAGCACAGGCGGAGCGGAGGAUGCGCUUGCAGACCAGAAUGCGUCCAAGUGCGCAUGCGAGCUCUCGCUUGGAGGGUAUGACUGACGGUGAAGCAUCUGUGAGUUCGACGGGUUCGGAGUGGGGAAUAGAAGCGGAGGACGAAGGCUCAAGAGAUGAUGCAAAAUUUGCAAGAGUAAGGCUUUGGGUGGCAGGUUAGCACUAUGCAAUUAUGGGCAUGCUGACUGCUUUUAAGGAUAAAGUCAGGGCAGGGAGGAAUAGAGACCAAACUUCAUUUGGUAGCAAGAUUACGCUUCGUUUGUUGCUUGACGCUAGAGAUAAUAGAGGUGCAUGUUACGGAAUCAGCCGAGACCCAUCGUUCGCACGCCAGGCAAGCAGCGCUACAAAUUCGAUUGCUAUUCUACACGAAAACAAAUAUGAAAAUACCUGAUGCCGAGAAUAGGCCGACUGUUCGCUCAGAGGACGGUGCCCUUGUUCUGC
This is a messenger RNA of Verruconis gallopava, 2787 nucleotides long. RefSeq lists its product as uncharacterized. The record is from RefSeq and is a predicted model, not a curated record. The transcript has 2 exons. Bases 97 to 1116 code for a protein of 339 amino acids. Gene Ontology annotation, cellular component: Ino80 complex; nucleus. NCBI's taxonomy places the organism in Eukaryota, Fungi, Ascomycota, Dothideomycetes, Venturiales, Sympoventuriaceae. Gene Ontology annotation, biological process: chromatin remodeling.